AUCGGCAGUGCAGAACAAGCCAUCACAGGCGUGGUUAGAAAAGGUAGCAAGGUCAACGUCCCUGGUGCUAAUAGUGACACCGUGAACAACCACACCUAUGGCAUGGGAUACAAAGAAGUGGUGAGUGACGCCGCUGUUAGAGUGGAGAGCGACACCAUUACGAAGGAGUGGUGGGUGGCGCCAACUCCAUGGGUGACGUCCUCGGCAGCAAGAGAUGUUGGGUUAUCGGAGACACCGAAGAGGGAGGCUUCCAAGAGGAAGACGUCUAGGAGGGAGGUGCCCAAGAGGGAGGCGUUGGCUUCAUUGGAGACGGCACCCUGGGCACAAACAUCGAUGCAAACAGCGCUGCUUCGGGUUACGAGCCAAGGGUUGGCGCCCACAGUGUGUCUGAAGGGGGUGAGCUCGUAG
This is a messenger RNA of Ilex paraguariensis (yerba mate), 408 nucleotides long. The record is from the annotation of a GenBank genome assembly. NCBI's taxonomy places the organism in Eukaryota, Viridiplantae, Streptophyta, Magnoliopsida, Aquifoliales, Aquifoliaceae.